AUGGUUUCAAACAAUGCUGUUCCGAUGAAGUUAGAAAGUUCUGACAGAAGAUAUGUAGUUGUCAGAACGUCAGAUUCUCAUAUGCAAGAUACAGAAUAUUUUGACGACUUAGCAGAAACUUUGACAUCUGACUUUUACAACCACUUGUUCUCAUAUUUCAUGACAUUAGAUAUUUCUAAGUUCAAUCCAAGACAAAUUCCACAUACCGAAGAGAGACAAACAUUGUUAGAAGCAAACAAGAGUGUAUAUGAACUGUUCAUAGAUGAAACUGACUUUGAGUGUUUAGAUGAAAGGUCAUUGUACGAUUCGUAUAAACAAUAUUGUCAAGAAUAUGGUUAUAUGACAGCUUCUAAACGAACAUUCUUGGCAAAUGUCAAAAGUCUUUUAGAUGUUCAGAAUGGUGUAUAUACAAAGAAAAAUUUUUCUGAGUAA
Molecule: messenger RNA, 432 nt
Organism: Trichomonas vaginalis G3
Lineage: Eukaryota; Parabasalia; Trichomonadida; Trichomonadidae
Product: Poxvirus D5 protein-like family
Exons: 1
Coding region: 1-432 (143 amino acids)
Source: RefSeq, a predicted model, not a curated record